ACCCACAAUCUUGUUUGAAUCCAAAUGGGUUUCACUGCAAACUACUUUCCCAAUCCAACAAUCCCUUUGUCAAGUUACCAUCACAGCGCACAGUGAGAAGAAAAAGAGAGAAGCAGAUUUUGUAUUCUACUCUUGAGAAAAAUCCAGUUUACGAAAUGACUUCUCAAUUCAAUUCAACAAAACCCCUUUUCUUCCUAAAAUUCCCAAUCUUCUUCAUCCCACCCAUUUUCGAAUAUAUCCAUCCUUCCCCCACCAUUUUCCUUGCACUUAUGUAGUGAAAGAGAAUACCAAACGAUUUCGUUUAGAUAUGUUCUUGACUGACUGCCUUUCCAUUGUAUUUUGACCAAAUAGUGAUUACUAAUCAAACUUGGUUUGGUUUCACUUAGGAAACCCAUUUGGGUGGAUGGAUUUUGGAAUAUUUUACUUAUUUUCAAUGUUUUGUUUUGUAAUUUGGAAAUUGGGAUAUUACUAAUUUAUUACCCAUGGAACUGUUUGUUUACAAAGACAUUGAUGGGCUUCCCUUUUGAUUGCUAAAACUUCCAUAGACAAAGUGUUUCUGGUAAUUUUGUACUGAUCCUAUUCCCCACAAAAAAGGUGGUGGCAAAAAAAGUUCUUUUUGUACACACUGCGAUGAUGGUGAUGAUGAUGCCUGUAAUCCCCAACAGCAGCAUCAACCCUUCUCAACAAAAUUCCUUUCUUUUCCUUUCCUCCCUCUUCUACCAUUCCUUUUUCUCCUCCUCUUUCCGUCUUAUCUUCCCCAUAAUCCUGUGGAUAAUGCUUUCCAUUUGCUUUCCUUAUGCUAUGUAAUCACACCCCAUUGAAAUUGAAAAAACUAGCUAGAAGCCGCUUGAAGGGUAUGGAGAAAAGGUGUGGUUGUUGGGGUGUUUUGACUCGUACUGUUUCUGGUGUUUGCAAAUCCUCUGCUUCUAGUGACUCUCCAAACACCAUUCCUCGAACUAGCCUAGUUUAUGAUUCUGCUACUGAAACACGGUAUUUAAAUGCUAGCAAUAGGGAUCUCUGUACCUUGAAUGAAGCUGAGCUAGCCUCUGAUAAUGCCAAUCCAUCACAAUCCGACAAUAAAACAACAAGCAAACUGCUUCAGUUCUCUUUUCAUGAGCUCAAGGCAGCAACUGGAAACUUUAGACCUGAUAGUAUUCUUGGGGAAGGUGGAUUUGGAUUUGUCUUUAAAGGAUGGAUUGAAGAGAAUGGGACAGCCCCUGCAAAACCCGGAUCAGGAAUUACGGUAGCUGUUAAGAGCUUGAAACUAGAUGGUCUUCAAGGCCACAGAGAAUGGGUGGCUGAGGUUGCCUUUCUCGGACAACUUCACCAUCCAAAUCUUGUUAAGCUUAUAGGUUACUGUAAUGAAGAUGAUCAACGUUUGCUUGUUUACGAGUUUAUGAGCCGUGGAAGUCUUGAGAAUCAUCUUUUCAGAAGAACUAUUCCUCUUCCUUGGUCCAAUAGGAUUAGGAUUGCCCUCGGUGCAGCAAAGGGAUUGGCCUUUCUUCAUAGUGGCCCAGUACCUGUUAUCUAUAGAGAUUUUAAGACAUCCAAUAUCUUGCUUGAUUCGGAUUACAAUGCAAAGCUUUCGGAUUUUGGUUUUGCAAAAGCAGGGCCUCAAGGAGACAAAACACAUGUUUCUACCAGGGUAAUUGGGACAUAUGGCUAUGCUGCUCCUGAAUAUGUAAUGACAGGGCAUCUGACAUCGAAGAAUGAUGUUUAUAGCUUCGGUGUUGUGCUUCUCGAGAUUGUAACAGGGAGAAGAUCCAUGGACAAGAAACGUCCAAGUGGUGAACAGAACCUCGUCUCAUGGGCUCGGCCAUAUUUAGCUGAUAAAAGAAAGCUAUAUCAUAUAGUGGAUCCCCGCUUGGAAUUCAACUAUUCCAUUAAAGGGGUGCAGAAGGUCUCCCAGCUUGCUUGCAGUUGCCUCAGCAGGGACCCGAAACUACGUCCAACCAUGGACGAAGUUGUGAAGAUUCUGACUCCACUACAAGAUCUCAACGACCUCGCCAUCCUAACGUCUCACUGUCGUUCAUCUUCACAAGGGAGGCGCAAAAAGAAACCUGAAGGCCUAACCUACACCCAAAGCUUCAGAGCUUCUCCAUUGAACACUGGAAAGCAGCAUGUAAGGUGAUAUCCGUCUCCAAAUCCAAAUCCCUCUCUGAUUAUGACAAGUAAACAAAGAUCGGAAAUCUUUGCAUUGGCUAACCGGAUUUGUUUAGAUAAUACUACAAACUAAAGCAUGUGUUUAGCUUCCUAUUCUAUUGAAGUAUUUGCCAGAACCAGAGGAAGAAUAGGAGAGGAAAUAUUGGAUCUUCCCUUGUAGGUCUGCAUUACCUUGUAAGUGAUUGAAAACUUUAGCUAGACAAGAUCUCUCAUUUCCAAGGUCGUCAUAUUUGCAGUCGCUUUCAUUGUAUCUUUCUUAAACAUUUAUGGGAAAAUAUUAAGCUUUCCUUUCUAUGAGGAAUUCCAUUC
Benincasa hispida (wax gourd) is the source of this 2472-nucleotide messenger RNA. RefSeq names its product serine/threonine-protein kinase PBL34-like. Lineage: Eukaryota; Viridiplantae; Streptophyta; Magnoliopsida; Cucurbitales; Cucurbitaceae. The record is from RefSeq and is a predicted model, not a curated record. Gene Ontology annotation, molecular function: ATP binding; protein kinase activity. Gene Ontology annotation, biological process: protein phosphorylation.